AAUUUUGCAAUCAGUGGACAGUAUGACUAUAAUAUCGCUAUUUUCAUCUAUAACUGUUCUCCAAAAUUCAUUUAAGCUAUCUUCGGUGGGAUGUUUAGUACAUCUGUACUUGUUAACAUCGUAACAAGUACUGUUAUGCGCAAGUAUAUUUGUCACACUCUGCAAAAUACCUGAAGCCUUCUUAUCAGAUUCCACAGUCUUCUGGUGUUUGUUUAUAUCAGUGUAUUCAUUUAAAAUUUGGGCGAUGGAGUCGGGACUUUGCAUAAAUUUUAAAAAACUUCUAGUGCUGAACCGUGACGGGUUUGGUUUGUCUAAUAAGCUUAGUUGUAUCUUCUUAUCACUCAUGAUUAUCACUAAAAAUAAAAAACUACGUUACUAAAGCUACAGUACACCCUUACGUGAGGGGUAGUUUCAAACGAGUGACACAAUUUCAGGUUUCAGGCGGAUUAUAUAGGUAAGAUACACGUGGUUGAUCGAUUAUUGGAAAAAAGAAACACCCACAUUAUCUGUUCCCAUACCUGUAUUCCAUACAACCUUAUUGGUACUACCCAAAGUUGUUUUUGUGUACUUAUUCAGUCUUUGGUUGCUAACCUAACCAAAAUAAGCUUUCUUCCAAUAGAAAGUUGUUUAUUUAGCCCGCCUGUGUACUAAGGGUGGAAUAUUGAUAGCUUGAUCAAUAUUCAGGGUUGUUUUGCCGUUUACUGAAGUAUAUAAUCAUAUUCUAGUAUAUUAAUAGAUGUCUAGACAGCAAAUGACAACAUCAUUUAUCAACUACCAUCUACCAUUAUUGUAUCGGAGGUGGUACUCACAUAAUUUUGACCAUGGCUGGAAGAUGAAACUCGGUUGCUCUCCAUAGCUUGGAGUUGGCGUUGUGCACUCUGGUGGUGAUAUUUAACUCGAUCCAAUUCCCAUUUCAGACGAUCCCUGUGGGUCUCUACGUUACGUAGUUGGCUCUCCAACAAUUGUAUUUGAGAACUGAACCGGGCAAUUUCCGAUUGUAGUCUACUAAAGUCUGCAUUAUUAUUCAUUUUUUCCGUGAUGUUGUUUGUACAAUCAAAAAUAAAGUUAUGAUAUAAUUCAUAGGGAAAUCCUAUUUAUAUUGGUCCUUUGACUGCCUAUAGUGAUUCAAUAGUGAUUCAAUAAAAGAAGUAUUUAAUUUCAUAUACUGAAACGUGAUGCUUUAAUUUAGUAUCACCGCUUUAGUUGCCUAAACUCCAUAUAAAGGAUUUUUAAUUGUACCUAUAAAUUUAACAAUACCAUUGUUAAGACCAUAAAAGUAAAGGAAGGUAAUGAUAACAUUUGAACUCACUGAUAAGCUUUUUAAUUAACCACAUGGCAAUUUUAUAGUUAAAAUUAAAUUUUAAUAAUGUUGAAACGGAUAUGAAAUUCAAUAGACUGAAACCUCGUGCGUCAUAUCGAUAAUACUGGUUAGAGGAAAAAAUUAAUAUUGAUGCUAAAAUGCAACCGUAUAAAUGUGUCACGAUCAGUAUAAAAUUUUCAUUCGAUACUGAUUUCUCGUUGAAACAAGGACUCUUAUCCCACGAAAGUAAAUUUAAAAAAAUGGGUGGGAUUUUCACGAAAAAACAAUCUAGUGUUAGUUACCAUGAAGAAAGAAUAAUAAAGAUCCUCGAACAAGAACAUCAGAGAAUAUUACACGAAAGGAUUUAUCACAGUUGCAGUAUAUCGGUGCAGCCGGAAAAUAUUGUGAAGAAUAGAUACCGGUUUUCACCUUGUUUUGAUUAUAACAGAGUGAUCCUACCAGCAGAUAACGGAGAAAGCGACUAUAUCAAUGCCAAUCACGUCAACGGGUACAAAACUCGGGGCAAGUAUUUGUGCUGUCAGGGCCCGCUUCCGUCAACAGCCGAAGAUUUUUAUAAAAUGGUGUUUGGGUAUCAAUCGAGAGUCAUCGUUAUGCUGACAAAGACACACGAAGAAGGUCAAGAAGUAUGUUACCAGUAUUGGAGCCCGAAGAAAGGAAAUACAGUGUUUUUCGGUGACUUCACCAUUGAAACAAGGCAAGUAAAGACCUAUCGUGACCAUAUAGUGACCAAGUUGCGGGUGACAGACGACAGCGAAGACUCAUUGGACAUCACACACUUUGCCUACACCGAUUGGCCUUUUAAAAGUGUGCCUCGAAGCCCAACAGACUUUCUCAACUUUGUCCUCAAAGUCAGAAAGGCUCAAGCAUAUGCGGAGUUUGAUAACAAGAGCUCCAACUUCCCUCCUAUGGUGGUCCACUGUUCUGCUGGAUUAAAUCGCACGGGGACCUUUUGCGCUGUAGACAUCAGCAUAUCGAGAUACAAUGAAAGCGCGACGAUCGACCUAGGAACAGUAGUGAAAGAUCUCCGCAAGCAGAGAAACAACUGCUUAUCUUUGCCUGUGCAUUAUAUAUUUUGUUAUCUUACAAUUUUAGAGUAUGUUAAAUUAGCUUCUAAGAAAGCGUAG
Cydia pomonella (codling moth) is the source of this 2445-nucleotide messenger RNA. RefSeq names its product tyrosine-protein phosphatase non-receptor type 9-like. Bases 1459 to 2445 code for a protein of 328 amino acids. The transcript has a single exon. The record is from RefSeq and is a predicted model, not a curated record. NCBI's taxonomy places the organism in Eukaryota, Metazoa, Arthropoda, Insecta, Lepidoptera, Tortricidae. Gene Ontology annotation, molecular function: protein tyrosine phosphatase activity. Gene Ontology annotation, biological process: protein dephosphorylation.